Messenger RNA from Sclerotinia sclerotiorum 1980 UF-70, 717 nucleotides. RefSeq lists its product as hypothetical. The transcript has a single exon. Gene Ontology annotation, cellular component: mitochondrial intermembrane space. The coding region runs from base 1 to 717 and encodes 238 amino acids. The record is from RefSeq and is a predicted model, not a curated record. Gene Ontology annotation, molecular function: phosphatidic acid transfer activity. Gene Ontology annotation, biological process: phospholipid transport. NCBI's taxonomy places the organism in Eukaryota, Fungi, Ascomycota, Leotiomycetes, Helotiales, Sclerotiniaceae.
AUGGUCAAAUUCUACGAAUCCUCCUUCUCCUACGAUUACUCUUUUCCUGCCGUUACCCUCGCCUACUUUCUUCGUUACCCAAAUCCACAUAGCACACAUGUGCUCUCCACCGAUGUGAUAUCGCGCACCGUAUGCCCCGAAACAGGGCGUCUACGAACCCUGCGCAUCCAUCGCAAAUCCACUCGUCUACCAUCGGCAGUUCUCAAGCUCCUACCUAAAAGUGUACUGGGUAAUGUGAGAAGCGAUAGAAGCGAGUCAUACAUUUUGGAGACAUCAGAAGUGGAUAUUAAAGAAGGGUGGAUGAAGACGGAGAGUAGGAAUUUGGAUUGGACGGGUAUUUUAAGUGUGGUGGAGAAACAAAGUUUUCAGAGGACACCUGGGAAGGAAGAUAAAGAGGAGGAGUUUAGUGUUGGGCCGGGAAUGACUGGGGUGAGGACCCAAGUUAUGUUUCGAAGUCGGCUUGGGGAUCGAUUGAGGGCGAUGAGGAAGGGAGAGGAGGGGGAGGAGGAGAAGAAAGGGUGGUUGGCGAAUUGGAGUACGAAGGGAGUGCAGAGAAGUAUUGAGGCGAUCGCUAGUAGGAAGACAGAAAAUCAAUUGGGAAAGAGUAAGGAGGGAAUGAUGGUUGUAUUGGAGAGAAUGAGGAAUGGGGGUUUGGUGGCAGUGUUGGAUGGGAUGAGAAGGGAUAGGGAAUUGAUGUUUGCGGGUAUGGAGCGAUGA